GCCGGCCGUCAGGAGGAAGCGCUCGGGCUUUCGUUCGGGAGCGCCGGGUCCUUCUUACGUCGGAGAGGCGCUGAGAGGACUGCGGGGCGCGAGUCAAAAAUUUAAAAGAAAAAAAAAAGGGAGGAGACGGCGGCGUCUGGACCUCGCGGGCUGAGCUCACUUCUUGCAACCCCUCCAAGUUGCAAUCCCUCUCUCAAGCCGCCUGCCCGUUUCUGGGCUUGCGGGUGGGGAAGAAGCUGGAGCAGCGGCGGCGUUAGAAGACGUUAGAAGACCAUCUCCAACCCACCCUCCCAUCCCGUGUCCUCGCCGGCAACGUUGUUUUCUGGAGGCGUUUCCCUCGCUUUCUUUCCUUCCUUCCCGGGCUCGCUUCGCACAAAGCCAGCGCCUGGGUUCCGCUCUCCCGGCUGCCCCCGCCCCACCGCCUCCCCUCCUCUCCUGCCUGCUUGCCUGCCUUCUUCUUCUUUUUUUGGGCUUCUUUUCACGCGAUGGGCCAGAGAAGCUCCCGGAACGACCCGCGGGCCAGCGCCUAGAACUCCGGCUGCAUUGCCUCUCCUGCUGGCGACCGCGUCUUUCCUGCUUUAGCCGAGUCUCACCCGAUUCAUUCUUCUCUGGCUCUGAAGCGUCGUCUCCACCGGACUCGGCAGGAAGAAAGGAGAGAGAGACGAAAGGCGGCGGGCAGGGCGAAGCCGCCCUCCAUCUGGGCUCUUGUGUUUCUGCUUCCAGGAGCCGAGAAGAAGGAAAGCUUGGACCAUGGGGAGCAGUAAAAGUAAACCCAAAGACCCUAGCCAACGGAGACGCAGUUUGGACUCCACAGAAAAUAUACAUGGCAGCUGCUCUACCUCUCAAACUCCCAGCAAGAACACUGUUCCAGAAACUCAUCGUACCCCUAGUCGGUUAUUUGGAAAUACAGCUACAGAACCAAAGCUCUUUGGGGGAUCAAAUACAUCAGAUAUGGUCACUUCUCCUCAGCGCUGUGGCGCUUUAGCUGGUGGAGUCACAACAUUUGUGGCUCUCUAUGAUUAUGAAUCACGGACAGAAUCAGAUCUUUCUUUCAAAAAAGGAGAACGCCUCCAAAUCCUCAACAACACGCGAAAAGUGGAUGUCAGCAACCAGAUCUGGUUCAAAUUCAAAGGGCUGCAAAGGGAAGGAGAUUGGUGGCUGGCUCACUCCCUCACAACUGGCCAGAAAGGCUACAUCCCCAGUAACUACGUCGCACCUUCAGACUCCAUCCAAGCAGAAGAGGAGCCUCCUGGAUUUUUUGAAGGGAGAGAUGGGCAAGUAUCUGAGACUGCCCCAGCUGGUGGACAUGGCUGCACAGGUGCCUACUGCCUCUCUGUCUCAGAUUUUGACAAUGCCAAGGGCCUCAAUGUGAAGCACUACAAAAUUCGCAAACUGGACAAUGGUGGCUUUUAUAUCACAUCCCGUACACAGUUCAGCAGCCUUCAGCAAUUAGUGGCUUAUUAUUCCAAACAUGCAGAUGGUUUGUGCCACCGUCUUACCAAUGUUUGCCCAACCAGCAAGCCUCAAACACAGGGCUUGGCAAAAGAUGCUUGGGAAAUCCCCCGGGAAUCUUUGCGGCUAGAGGUCAAACUUGGACAAGGCUGCUUUGGAGAAGUCUGGAUGGGGACCUGGAAUGGUACCACCAGGGUAGCAAUCAAGACUCUAAAACCUGGGACAAUGUCUCCAGAAGCAUUUCUACAGGAGGCUCAGGUUAUGAAGAAACUGCGCCAUGAAAAGCUGGUGCAGUUGUAUGCUGUGGUUUCAGAAGAGCCAAUUUACAUCGUAACAGAGUAUAUGUGCAAAGAUUGCCUCUGGCAUGGCCUACGUGGAGAGGAUGAACUACGUUCACAGAGAUCUCCGAGCUGCCAACAUCCUUGUGGGGGAGAACCUGGUAUGCAAAGUAGCUGACUUUGGACUGGCACGACUGAUUGAGGACAAUGAAUACACAGCAAGACAAGGUGCUAAAUUCCCCAUCAAAUGGACUGCUCCAGAAGCUGCUCUGUAUGGUCGGUUCACUAUCAAGUCAGAUGUUUGGUCCUUUGGAAUACUCUUGACAGAACUUGCCACCAAAGGUCGAGUACCAUAUCCCGGCAUGGUGAAUCGGGAAGUCCUAGAUCAAGUGGAGCGAGGUUAUCGGAUGCCCUGUCCACCAGAAUGCCCAGAAUCUCUCCACGAUCUGAUGUGCCAGUGCUGGAGAAAGGAUCCCGAGGAAAGGCCAACCUUCGAAUAUCUCCAAGCUUUCCUGGAGGAUUACUUCACAUCCACAGAACCCCAGUAUCAGCCAGGAGAAAAUCUAUAGGUCUGAGGACUGGACCAGUUGCCAGAAGAUUUUAUGCUGCUCCAAUGGCAAAUGUGCUCUAGAGAGGAACUUUUGAGACAUACUAGAAUCCCUGCUGGAGUAUUAGCCAGGGUGUUUUCAUCAUUCUGGCAAUUUGCCCUUCUUUUUAAGGAUUGCACCAAUUUACUUUGUUUGUGGUUAACAAAAGCCUUGAUGGAUGGUGAGAGUGAACGAAGUCUCAUUUCAAUAUGAAGUUGGUUGUAGUACAGCAGAGAAGUUUCUGGAACACCAAAACUUUCUGCAAAAAAAAUAAAAUAAUCAAGAGCCAAGAUCCUAUUCCUGAAAGUCACUUAUUUUCAGGACUGUGUCCUCCAUCAAAACCACUCCUGACUUGCUUAGAAGGAAUUGCAAUCAGGACAAUCCUGCAUUUGAUGCAGGACCGUUCUGCGUCAAAGCACUUGAGUUGUUUCUGAUUGAAUGCGGAUGCUAAGGAAGUAUGCCUUUCAGACUCUCGUGGCUUUUGUUCUUCUUUAUGGACAAAACCAGCACAAUUCCCCUACUUGUACUCAAAUAUCUGGAUCUAGGCUGACUGAAUCCAAGGGAAAAAAAAAGUAGCUCGCUUCUAUUGUGGACACUGCACAUUUUGUGUGUUUGUAAUCUCUCCUUUUUUUAUUUUCAACACCAUUUCCUUCUGUGCCACUGUCUAUCCAGUCUUGUCCUGUUCGUGGAGGUGCACUUGCCAAUCUUAGCCAUAUAAUAGGUGGAACUGGAUGUAUUGGGUCUGUUUAGAAAAGGUGUUGUUCUUUGCCUUCUGGCUGUAAAUGAACUAAAGGACAUUCUUGGGAAAACUGUACCCAGCAUAUAGGACAUAUAAUGUCAUAAAGCAAACAACGAUCCCCAAAUUGUUCAGGACAGUGAGCUAGAUCUUGGACUGGAGGCUUGUCUUCCCAUCUAGCCCUUUAAUUCAAUAGACAGCUGAAGAUUAUCAGUUUCUUCAGCCCAUAAAAAAGUAAAGUGGCAGGAUCAUAAAUCCUUCUUCUCUCUACCCAUAAUGAACUGCUAAGCUGUUAAUACCAGUCUCCUGCCUAGGAAAUAUUAGUCUUCCACAUAGCAUUCUAUAAAUUCUUUAAGCACACACUCAGCUCACAUCACUGCCUUUUAAUUUUAACCCAGUCUGGGAUUCCUCAGUGCCUUGGAAGCAUAAUUCUGCAGCAGGAAAUGGCCUGUUGUGUUUACUAUAAUACCCAUGGUCUAAUCACUGCUUCAACGGCCAUCCAUUUUCUUUGCCAUGAUUUAUGAUUGAGCAACAUACACUGGAAGGACGGAAGUAAAAAUACUCAAAAUUUAGGAAAACCUAUAUAAUUCAGCAAAAUCUGUUAUCCUUACCCAUUUUCCCUGUUCAGCCAUUUUAACUGUCUUCCCAGUUAAGGAAUAUAAUUUCAGGGAUUUAAAUCCAGUCUCCUGAUCCAGAAAACACACUGCAAAAUCUAUGUGGGCUCCUUUCAGAGUGAUUCUUAGUCUUCCUUCCCCAACCCUAUGCAUUUCACCUACUUUGGAUUAAAAACCCCAUCUGCCAGGAAGUGGAUGGUGAUAAUUGUGAUCAAAACAUAUGAAUAGUAUUGUCUUUGAGGGAGGCUGCUAUAAGAAAUCUAAAAUCCUGUUCUCUUAUUUUAUUUUCAAUAAAAAUUAAUAACAUUAAAAACUAAUGUACUAUGUAAAGUUUGGCAAAGGGAUUGUGAAGAAAUGAAUACUUAAUCUUUUA
Messenger RNA from Thamnophis sirtalis, 4040 nucleotides. NCBI's taxonomy places the organism in Eukaryota, Metazoa, Chordata, Lepidosauria, Squamata, Natricidae. The record is from RefSeq and is a predicted model, not a curated record.